Molecule: messenger RNA, 946 nt
Organism: Camellia sinensis
Lineage: Eukaryota; Viridiplantae; Streptophyta; Magnoliopsida; Ericales; Theaceae
Source: RefSeq, a predicted model, not a curated record
AUCAGGAAGAAAGAUGAGACCCAUCUUCGAGUUUUGGAUCUUGUUCACCAUACUAUUAUUAAUAUUAUUACCACUAUCUAAAGAGAUAGAAUCACCAUCAAUGGCAAAACCAGGCUGCCUCGAAAAAUGGGGCAAUAUAAGUGUUCCUUACCCUUUCGGCAUAGAAGACCCCGAAUGUUCCAUGAACGAAAGCUUCUUGCUAAAAUACAUCCAUUACGACACUUCUGGUUUGGGUUCUCAUUCCAAACUAAUGCUCGGUGACUUACAGAUACUGAAUAUAUCGGUGGAGGAAGGCACGGUUAUGGUCAACGUAUCGAUGGCGUAUUAUUGCUACAACAAAUCAUCAGAUGGAUUCAACUUUUAUAGUAACCAAAUCGACUUGAAUGGAAGUCCAUUCACAUUCUCAGACACUCAAAACAAGCUCACUGCAGUUGGUUGCGACACUGUGGCAUUCAUGGAGGACUCCACGGGCAUGCACUUUGAGAGUGGGUGCAUCUCCUUGUGUUACCAGCCGGUGAACCUGAUGGGAGAGGAUUCUUGUUCAGGGCUCGGGUGCUGUCAAACCCAAAUCCCGAGCGGUGUCAAGGGCAUGAACAUGAGUAUUCGAUCACUGGAUAACUAUAGCUAUGUGAGGAAUUUUAGUCCAUGUAGCUAUGCUUUCUUGGCGAGUGAAGACUGGUUCGGGUUUUCGAGCAUAGAUCUCAGGGAUAUCAAUAAUGUGAAUAGAGAGUCGCCGGCUGUACUCGACUGGGGUGUAGGAGAGGGGAGAUGUGAAUCAAUUGAUACAUCAUAUGCAUGUGGACUUAACACUAUGUGUAUCAACUCUAACAAUGGCCCUGGAUAUCGUUGUGUCUGCAAGCCUGGAUACCAAGGCAACCCCUACCUUUCCCAACCCCAAGGAUGCCAAGACAUAAAUGAAUGCAUGGAUCUAUCACUAAUGAUGUGA